AUGUUUAAAAAUACAUAUCAAAGUGGCUUACUAUCAAUAUUUUACAGUUGCGGUUCAAACCCGUUAGCAAUAUGGGAUAUGGAAGUUCAAAAUGGCCACAUAAAGCGAUUAACCGACGCGGAAGUUAACUCCAUAGUUCUAGAAAUUGUGAGUACAAAUGUUGCAACCACAUUCAUUACCUGUCCGAAGCGAAAUCAAGUGUUGGGUAUUAAAUUACCCUUUCUCGUCAUGAUCGUUAAAAAUUUGAAACGAUACUUCUCAUUUGAAAUCACCAUUCUCGAUGACAAGAAUUUGAGGAGACGCUUUAGAAUUUCAAACUUUCAAUCAACGACGAAAAUCAAACCUUUCUGUACGAGCAUGCCGAUCGGUCUGUCGGGAGGAUGGAAUCAGAUUCAGUUCAAUUUGGCUGAUUUCACAAGGCGCGCAUAUGGGACACAGUUUAUUGAAACCCUACGCGUGCAAAUUCAUGCGAACGCUCGUUUGAGGAGGAUUUAUUUUAGCGAGAGAUUGUUCUCGGAGGAGGAAUUGCCUCAGGAUUAUAAAUUGUAUUUACCAUUGGAGCGUAAGCAAAAGAAGGGAAAGGUUGAGAAGAAGGAGGAAGCGCCUCCCGCGAAAGCCGCGCCCGCCCCACAAGCACCACCACCACCACCGCCGGUUGAAGAAAUUCAGCCACCGGUGUCUGUGGCUGAGACCCCGAAAGAAGAACCACCUAGCCCCACGCCAACGACUCCUGCCACUGAACCGGAGGAGCCGGAGAAAGAACAACCAGCUGAGACACCACCUCCACCUGAAACACCAGUGGAGGCAGCGAGCGAGGGAGCUCCCACGGAGGCUGAAGUAGAAGCGGUUAAGGAGGAGCCUGAAGAAGCAGCCGCGGCAGAGCCUCCAGCUGAAGAAGCCCCGGCCGAACCGCCAGCAGAGUAA
Molecule: messenger RNA, 924 nt
Organism: Zerene cesonia (dogface butterfly)
Lineage: Eukaryota; Metazoa; Arthropoda; Insecta; Lepidoptera; Pieridae
Product: cilia- and flagella-associated protein 20-like
Exons: 1
Coding region: 1-924 (307 amino acids)
Biological process (GO): positive regulation of cell motility; cilium assembly; regulation of cilium beat frequency involved in ciliary motility
Cellular component (GO): motile cilium; ciliary basal body
Source: RefSeq, a predicted model, not a curated record